Molecule: messenger RNA, 804 nt
Organism: Syzygium oleosum
Lineage: Eukaryota; Viridiplantae; Streptophyta; Magnoliopsida; Myrtales; Myrtaceae
Exons: 1
Coding region: 1-804 (267 amino acids)
Source: RefSeq, a predicted model, not a curated record
AUGACAGCCCGGCAGAUGCCCCAAUUGGUCGAGCAAUUUCUGAAAAUGAAGCCGCCAAAGUUUAAUGGUAAAGGUGACCCCGAAGCUGCCCCAGAUUGGGUAGAGGAGUUAGAAAAGACAUUUGAGGUAUUGGGGUGCACCGACACAGAGAAAGUGACGCUGGCGGCGUAUCAGUUGCAGAGCAGUGCAAAUGAUUGGUGGAAAGCCACCAGGGGUAGAGUAUUCCCGGAAGGUACAGAAUUAAAUUGGGCAGUGUUUGUUGAAAGUUUUUAUGGAAAGUACUUUUCAGAAGUCGCCCAAGAGAAGAAGUUGAUGGAGUUCAUGCGACUGCGCCAAGGUCAGAUGACCGUUAAUCAGUAUGAAAGAGAAUUUGCAAGAUUGGCCAAGUUCGCACCGACUAUGGUUGAGAACCCGAGGGACAAAGCUAGGAGAUUCCAAGAUGGUUUGAAGCCGGAUCUCCGGAGCCAGAUUGUAUCGCACAAUAUCAAGGAUUUCGGGAAAAUGUAUGAGCGGGCACAGAUUAUAGAGCGAGAUCAGCAAGAAAGAGCAGCCGCUUCUGGAUCGCGGUUUGCUCAGAUCAGAGACAACCGUCGUAUGGGGAAUAGACCUAUGACAGGAAACAGGCGGUUUGUUCCACCCGCUAGACGGACAAUAGGAAAGCCGAAUCCCCAGCCAAGUAGAUUUGGGGCAUGUUUUAAAUGUGGGAGCAUGGAGCAUCAGAUGCCCACAGAUGCAACCCUCAGGACCCCUCAGACUACCGCUGCCACGAACUGGAAACCAGGCCAGACUUCCUCCAUCGGCUAA